Molecule: messenger RNA, 4835 nt
Organism: Pyrus x bretschneideri (Chinese white pear)
Lineage: Eukaryota; Viridiplantae; Streptophyta; Magnoliopsida; Rosales; Rosaceae
Product: ABC transporter G family member 29-like
Exons: 22
Coding region: 177-4640 (1487 amino acids)
Cellular component (GO): membrane
Molecular function (GO): ABC-type transporter activity; ATP binding; ATP hydrolysis activity
Source: RefSeq, a predicted model, not a curated record
CAUUGCGACCAUGCAAUACAACACAUGAAUAAUGCCAGCACCAGUCCACUGUAGUCUGGAUCACCGUUUCCAGAAUCUCCGUUUCUUGCAAGAAAACAGAUAGAUUUUAAUUUCCAAGAGUUGAAGUGGAGAAACUGCAAAGAAAUAGACAGGUGUGGUGAGGAACUGAAAAAAUAAUGGAUGGAACGGAGAGAGUAAAGGACUCGUAUGAAAGGCACCGUAGCUUCAGCAGAAGCGUGGAGGAUGUGAUUUUAAGUGCCACACACUCUCGUCGAAACAGUCGAAUGGAAGAAGAAGAAGCUCUGACAUGGGCUGCCAUUGAGAGACUGCCCACAUAUAAUCGGCUGAGAACAAGCAUCAUCAAAUCCUUUGUGGAAACCGAUGCUCAAGGAAAUAACAACAACAAAGUAGUGCAUAAGGAAGUAGAUGUUCUGAAGCUCGACCGAAUCGACCGUCAGAAAUUCAUCGACGGCACUUUUAAGAUUGCCGAGGAAGACAAUGAGAGGUUCUUGAAGAAGUUUAGAACUAGAAUUGAUAAGGUGGGUAUCAAACUUCCUACUGUAGAAGUUAGGUUUGAGCACUUGACAGUUGAAGCCGACAGCCAUAUUGGCAGCAGAGCUCUUCCCACUCUCCCAAAUGUUACUCGAAACAUUGCAGAAUCGGCUCUUGGCUUAAUUGGGAUUAGAUUAGCUAAAAAAACAAAUCAAACAAUUCUCAAAGAUGCCUCUGGCAUUGUUAAACCGUCGAGGAUGACCCUUUUAUUAGGUCCUCCAUCCUCUGGAAAAACAACACUUUUGCUGGCACUAGCUGGGAAAUUGGAGCCAAGCUUGAAGGUCAGAGGAGAUAUCACUUACAAUGGGUACAGGCUACAUGAUUUUGUGCCACAGAAGACAUCUGCGUAUAUUAGCCAAAAUGAUGUUCAUAUAGGAGAAAUGACAGUCAAAGAAACUCUAGAUUUUUCCGCUAGGUGCCAAGGAGUUGGGACUCGAUAUGAACUUCUUUGUGAGCUUGCUAGAAGAGAAAAGGACACUGGCAUAUUUCCUGAGGCAGAUAUUGACCUUUUCAUGAAGGCUACGUCAAUGGGAGGAGUUGAGAGUAGUCUCAUUACUGACUAUACUCUCAGAAUUUUGGGGCUCGAUAUAUGCAAGGAUACAAUUGUUGGAGAUGAGAUGCAGAGAGGGAUAUCCGGUGGGCAGAAAAAACGAGUAACCACAGGUGAGAUGAUUGUUGGGCCUACAAAAACAUUGUUCAUGGAUGAGAUAUCAACGGGUCUAGAUAGCUCUACGACAUAUCAAAUAGUGAAGUGCUUGCAGCAAAUCGUACACAUUACCGAGGCCACAAUUUUGAUGUCCCUACUCCAACCUGCUCCCGAGACAUUUGAUCUCUUUGACGAUAUCAUCCUUUUGUCAAAGGGCCAUAUUGUCUACCAGGGGCCACGCGAGCAUAUAUUGGAGUUCUUUGAUAGUUGUGGAUUUCGAUGCCCCGAACGAAAGGGAAUUGCUGAGUUCUUACAAGAGGUAACCUCAAGGAAAGACCAAGAGCAAUAUUGGGCUGACAGAAGCAAGCCAUACCGAUACAUAUCAGUCACUGAAUUCGCAAACCAGUUCAAGCGGUUCCAUGUGGGAAUCAGUCUCCAGAAUGAGCUCUCAAUCCCUUACAAUAAGUCACGAGGGCAUAGAGCAGCCCUUGUUUUCACAAGAUAUUCAAUACCCAAAUUGGAACUUCUCAAGGCCUGUUUUGCCAAGGAAUGGUUGCUGAUAAAAAGAAACUCUUUCGUUUACAUUUUCAAGAUGGUCCAAAUUAGUAUAGUGGCAAUUGUAGCAACUACCGUAUUCUUAAGGAGCCAAAUGCACACCCAAAAUGAAAAUGAUGGUGCAUUGUUUAUCAGUGCAAUUAUAUUUUCCCUGGUCACUAACUUGUUUAAUGGUUUCUCUGAGCUCUCACUGACCAUUGCAAGACUCCCUGUAUUUUACAAGCACAGAGACCUUCUUUUCCACCCAGCAUGGACUUUCACUCUCCCAUGUGUCCUACUCCGGAUUCCUAUAUCCCUUUUAGAAUCCACUAUUUGGGUUGGCAUUACGUAUUACACAAUUGGGUUUGCACCUGAAGCUAGCAGAUUUUUCAACCAACUAUUGCUGUUUUUUCUGAUCCAACAAAUGGCUGCUGGGAUGUUUAGGCUUAUUGCUGGAGUCUGCAGGACCAUGAUCAUUUCCAACACUGGCGGGAGUAUCAGUCUGAUGAUUGUUUUUAUACUUGGAGGUUUCUUAAUUCCUCGAGGUGAAAUUCCAAAGUGGUGGGUGUGGAGCUACUGGAUUUCACCUAUGGCAUAUGGCUUCAAUGCUCUUACUGUAAACGAAAUGUUUGCACCGAGGUGGAUGAACAAACUGGCUUCAGAUAAUGCCACCAGAUUGGGUGUGGCAGUGCUUGAGAACUUUGGUGUUUUCCCUGACAGAAACUGGGUUUGGAUUGGCUCUGCAGCUCUUGUCGGAUUUGCAGUUUUCUUCAACAUCCUUUUCACACUCGUACUUAUGUACCUGAAUCCUCUUGGAAAGCCACAGCCUAUGAUAUCUGAAGAAGUAGCAGCGGAAAUAAGAGCAGAUGAAGAAGACUCGAAGGAUGACCAGAAUUUCAGAAGACCCAAAUUAAAGACAGAUCCAAUUUUUCGAUCAUUAUCUUCUUCUGAUGGAAACAAUUCAGGAGAAAUGCAAAUAUGGAGAUUGGGCAGUCGAUCAAAUGCGAAUAGACUUGAUAGAAAUGCUAAUUCGUCUCUUGAAGCAGGAAAUGUUGUUACCGUAAAGAGAGGAAUGGUUCUUCCCUAUACUCCUCUUGCAAUGUCCUUCGACAGUGUUAAUUACUAUGUGGACGUGCCCCUCAAAAUGAAGGAAGGAGGAGUAAAAGAGGACAGGCUUCAGCUACUAUGUGAAGUAACUGGUGCCUUUAGGCCUGGGAUCUUGACAGCUUUAAUGGGAGUCAGCGGGGCGGGGAAGACAACUUUGAUGGAUGUCUUAGCAGGAAGAAAAACAGGUGGCUACAUUGAAGGUGAUAUUAGAAUUUCUGGGUACCCUAAGAAACAAGAAACCUUUGCCAGAAUUUCUGGUUAUUGUGAACAAAAUGAUAUCCACUCACCCCAAGUCACUGUCAAGGAUUCAUUGAUUUAUUCAGCUUUCCUUCGGCUCCCUAAAGAAGUCACCAAAGAGGAAAAGAUGACCUUUGUAGAUGAAGUGAUGGGACUGGUUGAGCUUGACGGUCUCAAAGAUGCUUUAGUGGGGCUUCCAGGAGUUACAGGGUUAUCAACAGAACAGAGAAAGAGGUUGACAAUUGCAGUUGAGCUCGUUGCUAAUCCCUCGAUCAUUUUCAUGGAUGAGCCAACGUCAGGUCUUGAUGCAAGGGCAGCUGCCAUUGUUAUGAGGGUGGUUAGAAAUACGGUGGACACUGGUAGAACAGUUGUCUGCACAAUUCAUCAGCCUAGCAUAGAUAUCUUUGAGGCCUUUGAUGAACUGCUACUCAUGAAGAGAGGACAGUUGAUAUACUCCGGACCAUUGGGCCGCAAUUCUCACAAGGUCGUGGAAUAUUUUGAGGCAGUUCCUGGUGUUCCAAAAAUUAAAGAAAAGUAUAAUCCAGCAACAUGGAUGCUUGAGGUGAGUUCGGCAGCAACUGAGCUCCGGGUUGAAAUCGACUUUGCUCAACACUACAAGUCAUCUUCCUUGUACCAGAGAAACAAAGCUUUAGUGACAGAGUUAAGCAUACCACCACCAGGAGCAAAUGAUCUGUAUUUUCCAUCUCAGUAUUCUCAAUCAAUGUGGGAGCAGUUCAAAUCUUGCCUUUGGAAGCACUGGUGGACUUACUGGAGAAGUCCUGAUUAUAUCCUUGUUAGGUUCUUUUUUACCUUUGCCUCUGCCCUCCUGGUUGGAUCUAUUUUCUGGAAGGUUGGCGCCAAAAGAGAAAGCUCAGCUGACCUGACCAUGAUUAUUGGAGCCAUGUAUAAUGCUGUACUUUCCAUUGGAAUUAAUAACUGCUCAACAGUGCAGCCGGUAGUCGCCACUGAAAGAGCAGUAUUUUAUCGAGAACGAGCUGCUGGGAUGUACUCUGCCUUACCUUAUGCACUAGCACAGGUUGUUGUUGAAAUACCAUAUGUGUUUGUUCAAACUGUAUAUUAUGUGCUGAUUGUGUAUGCUAUGGUGAGCUUUCAAUGGACGGCGGAAAAAUUCUUCUGGUUCUUCUUUGUCAACUUCAUCUCAUUCCUUUAUUUCACAUAUUACGGAAUGAUGACUGUCGCCAUCUCACCAAACCACCAAGUAGCAGCCAUAUUGGCAUCGACGUUUUAUUCAUUCUUCAACCUCUUCUCGGGUUUCUUCAUACCAAGACCGAAAAUACCCAAGUGGUGGAUUUGGUAUUACUGGAUAUGCCCGGUAGCGUGGACGGUGUAUGGAUUGAUUGUGUCACAAUAUGGUGAUGUUGAGGACACCAUUAAAGCACCUGGGUUAACACCUGACCCAACUGUGAAAUGGUAUGUAGAAAACUAUUUUGGAUAUAAUCCAAAUUUCAUGGGACCAGUUGCUGGAGUUCUUGUUGGCUUCGCGCUCUUCUUUGCUUUCAUGUUUGCCUAUUGCAUAAAGAUACUCAAUUUCCAAAUUAGAUAGAGGAAUUCUUGGUAUACCGCAUGUGUUCUAUAUACAUAUGUGUUGUAGAAAAUGAGAAAUGUAAUGUUUGUAAGAAAUAUUGUACCCAAGAAUUGGAGGAGGCAAUUUAAGAAUGAAUAAUUCCUUUGAGAAAGUAAGUGGAUUGUUGGUGUUAGGUCGAUAUAGUACAUAUAUUUUACACCACUUUACCUAUUG